ACAGGUUUUACUUUAAAAGUUUAAAUAUAGCCCCAUUUUGAGCGGUAUUACUGUAAGAAGAUGGUGAUUCCUGUGAUUGAUUUUGCGGCUUACUCCUUGUCAGUCCCUGCAGGUCAGGAGGACGUUCAGAAACUCCGAGGUAUCGCUGACGAACUCCGUAAAGCGUUUACAACUGUUGGAUUUGUUUAUCUGAAAAAUCAUGGAUUGCCAGAAAAUGUUAUUGAGAACACGUUUGCAAUUUCGAAGACCUUCUUUGAGAAACCAGUGGAGAUAAAACAGAAGUAUGAAAGGCCAGCAGACGACAAUCACGGAUGGGUGGCCCUAGAGAGAGAAAAUUUGAAUCCAGAGAGACCGGUGGCUGAUUUGAAAGAGGCGUACAAUAUGACGUUGAUGGAUGACCAAGGAACCAUGCCUUUGGAUAUACUCCCAGACUUCUACAAAGUGUUCAAAGAAAUGUUUUCAUUAUCACAAGAACUGGGGAGUCGAGUCCUGGAUUUAAUGUCCAUUGGUCUGGACAUAGACCAAACUUACUUAAGGCAGUGCCAUCAGAGGAUGGGAAACAGUGGAAACGCCACAACUUUACGAUCCUUGUACUAUCCGCCAAUUACUAAAGGUGUUAAACCGGGACAGGUGCGUUGUGGGGAACAUUCAGACUACGGGUCCAUCACACUGCUUUUCCAGGAUGAUAUCGGAGGCUUAGAGGUAAAACCAACGGGGUUUGAUUACGUCCCAGCUUCCCCAAUACAUGGUACAGUGUUAGUCAAUCUAGGGGACCUGAUGCAGCGAUGGACGGCAGACAAACUUAUUGCAACUAAACACCGAGUCCUCAUUCCUGAGAAGGAAGUCACGCAAAAGAAGGGGAGGCAAUCCUUGGCAUUUUUUGUUCAACCUGACGAUGAUGUCAUGAUAAAGUGUUUGGACGGUUCCGGGAAAUACGAGGAAAUAUCCAGCAUUGAUUAUCUGAACAUGAGGUUUGCUGCGACCUAUUUACAACAAAAGACUUAAAGAGGAACCGAUUAACGUUUCCUGAUUCUUGUGCAAUACUCUAGUAUAUGUUCAGAUGAUACAUGUAAAAAGUUAU
Saccostrea cuccullata (small rock oyster) is the source of this 1081-nucleotide messenger RNA. RefSeq lists its product as uncharacterized. Bases 61 to 1005 code for a protein of 314 amino acids. NCBI's taxonomy places the organism in Eukaryota, Metazoa, Mollusca, Bivalvia, Ostreida, Ostreidae. The transcript has 8 exons. Gene Ontology annotation, molecular function: 2-oxoglutarate-dependent dioxygenase activity. The record is from RefSeq and is a predicted model, not a curated record.